GAGAGCUCCCCAUUCAUUUCCUCCUGAGUAGCCCACGAAGGAGGAGGGAAACGACAGAGCAAGAGAGAGAGAGAGAGAGAGAGAGAGAGAGAGAGAGAGAGAGAGAGCGAGCGACAGACAAGAGUCUGACCGCACAGGAAAACAAGACAGAGACAGAAAGAGACCUAAAAGGACUCAAUAAGGAUAUCACUUCUUGAUCUCACGUUCCAAGACUUCAAACAAGGAUGUUGAUGCUGGACGGGAUGCCUGUCCUGCGAGUCAGAGCAGAGCCCGUGCAGAUGCAGCGGCGGUCUCCCGAGAUCCAUAGCUAUGCAGACAUGGGCGUGUUGGUGAUGGAAAGAAGGUUCCGGACUCAGUCACCUGAAAAACGAUUUCCGUCAGACCUGUUCCAGAUGCAGACUGAGCCUGUCGACCUUUCCACCAAUAGAUCCCGCUCUUCACCGUCAUCAUCAUCGUCAUCAUCAUCAUCAUCAUCAUUGUCAACAUCGCCCUCUUCAUCAUUGCUGCGUUUCUCACCACGCUCCCCUCCAGUCUCAUCCACCAAGUCUCCUUCAUCAUUAUCAUCAUCAUCAUCAUCAUCAUCAUCAUUAUCGCUGACCUCAACCUCGCCUCCCUCCGUCAUAACGCCAGUGCCACGAUUAAAGAUGUCUCCGUCAAGGGUGACGUCUCCGCCCUCCAUCGCUCGCAGAGGGCAGCCGUUCCUGCACAUGCCCCAGGUCAUGCCUCCGUGCCACAGCCCCAUCCACCUGCACCCCCGCAGAGUCCCUGUGGUGGUACAACCCGUGCCGCUGGUCUACGCCGGGAUUGGCUCACUGGGACCUGGAGGCCUCAUGGCACCCAUGCUGGAAGAAAGCAGGAUACAUGGAAAAGUCAUACACAGAGUGCCAGAUGGACCGUCUCCACGGCGAUCUUUGAGUGACAGCGAGGACGAUGACCUGCCCAAUGUGACGUUGGACAGCGUGAACGAGACCGGCUCUACCGCCCUGACCAUCGCCCGUGCUGUACAGGACUCCAUGUUGCCGUUCAGCAUCGAGAGCAUCCGAAGGUCACGGCGGCCCGAGUCUCCUGACACCAAGAGGAGACGCAUCCACCGCUGUGAGUUUGACGGCUGCAGUAAGGUUUACACCAAGAGCUCCCACCUCAAAGCCCACAGGAGGACACACACCGGUGAAAAGCCGUAUAAAUGCACGUGGGACGGCUGCGCGUGGAAGUUCGCACGCUCGGACGAGCUCACGCGUCACUACCGCAAGCACACAGGGGUCAAGCCGUUCAAGUGUGGCGACUGCGAGCGCAGCUUCUCCCGCUCGGACCACCUGGCACUCCACCGCCGCCGCCACGCCUUGGUGUGAAGACACACACACACACACACACACACACACACACACACACACACGGAUGGACCAGUUUUAAGGGGUCAGAGUCAGGAUGUGGCUCGGGAAAGGCUGGACCUUUCCCUGAAUGUGCUCGUGGUAUUAAGAGAGAUAAUAAAGUCUAGUCAUGAAUGAAGAGUAGGAGUGCUGAUCAGUUUUUACCCUUUAUAUCCUGAAGAAUACAUUUAUAUAUCUAUAUCUAUAUCUGUAAGGAGCUGAUCUUGCUGAUCAUGCACUCAUAUUCUAAGAUAUUACAAAGACUUACAAAGUAUGAAGGAGAGAGAGAGAGAGAGAGAGAGAGAGAGAGAUUAUCAAAUAAUACCAGCGCAUAUUGCAGGGUAUGUCAAUCAUAAUCAGCAUUUAUAUGUAAGUUCAUUGCAAUUUUAAAACCCAGUUUAAGAGUAUUACACCAGUUUGUUUUAGCCAGUUAGAAACCUUAAUGUAAAUCGCUGUAUUUUUAUUUUUAAUUUUUUACUGACUGCAUCAACAGUGUCAGUUGUGAACUGUGAAGAAGAAGAAAACACAAAAAAAAACAAGGGCAGAUCACCUCUCCAAACUAUUUGCUUGUUUCUCAUCGGCGCAUGAGGACCAGAUUGUGUCAUUCGUCGCAGAUUUUCAUUCAGAUCAAAAACACAGAUGGAUAAUUAACAGGGUAUAAACCUCAGUGUGAAAAUUCCAUCCACUUAAUAUCGCUUUUUUCUAAUGGAAGAAAAAAAAAAAAAAAAGAAAGAAAACAAUCAGGGAUUUAUUUCCUGGUGGGAAAAAAAAAAAAAAAAAAAAAACUUUGCACACCUUUUGAUAUGGAAUGAGUGUUCACACAGAUUAAACAUAAGGUCAUAACAAUCCUAUUAUUAUUAUUAUUAUUAUUAUUAUUAUUAUUAUUGAAUUCAUGUACUGUGUUUCCCGAGAGAGCGAGAGAGAGCGAGAGAGAGAGAUUCAUUUUCAUUUAAACUGCAUAAUUUGUGCACAAACAUAGUGUAGCAGAUGUCUGUACAUUUAAAAAAAUAAAAAUAAAUCAUGCUCUGUAUGUGCAUUUUAAGUCAUGUCAUGUCAUGUAUUUGUUCAGUAUUUUUAUUGCACCCUUUUUCGAACGUAUGUGACGUCACCAUUUAUAUAUACGUGUUGUAUAGAGACGCCCGAUGACCGAUAAUCGAAAAGCGUCAUACCGACCUUCCUUUAACCUUUAAUCCUGUUUCUCAAUUAUGUAUUUGUAAAUGAUGUUAUUGUAUACAUUUCCUUUUUUUUUAUAUGGAUUGACUGUGAAUUUAUACAUAAAUAUAUAUAUAUAUAUAUAUGUUUAAUGGGCUGACUGAAGGCAUGAAUAAAAAGUCACUUAACACUUUAA
Messenger RNA from Ictalurus punctatus (channel catfish), 2715 nucleotides. It is a transcript of the gene klf12a, whose product is annotated as Kruppel-like factor 12a. The transcript is spliced from 6 exons. Gene Ontology annotation, biological process: regulation of transcription by RNA polymerase II. The coding region runs from base 225 to 1349 and encodes 374 amino acids. The record is from RefSeq and is a predicted model, not a curated record. Gene Ontology annotation, molecular function: DNA-binding transcription factor activity, RNA polymerase II-specific; RNA polymerase II cis-regulatory region sequence-specific DNA binding. NCBI's taxonomy places the organism in Eukaryota, Metazoa, Chordata, Actinopteri, Siluriformes, Ictaluridae.